Messenger RNA from Aspergillus calidoustus, 399 nucleotides. The record is from the annotation of a GenBank genome assembly. Lineage: Eukaryota; Fungi; Ascomycota; Eurotiomycetes; Eurotiales; Aspergillaceae.
AUGUUUGUCAUGGUGGAGACAUUGCAUCUUAAACGCCUUGAAGAUACACAGAGCCCGUUUAAGGAUCUAGCGAUUACCCCAGGCCAUAAGAAGGUUAUCUGGUCUCUUGUCCACUUCCACUUUGAGAAGCGGAAAAUGGAACAGGCAUACUUUUUUCAUGACAUCAGCCAGGAUAUAAUUCACAAUAAAGGCAAGGGACUCGUGCUUCUGCUGGACGAAGCAGACGUUUUCAGAUCACAACGACAAGCCUCGGGUUUGCAAAGGAAUUCUCUAGUCUCGGUCUUCCUCCGGGUCUUAGAGUACUAUUCUGGAAUCCUGUUCCUCACGACAAACAGGGUUGGCAACAUGGGCGAGGCCUUCGAAUCCCGCAUCCAUAUCAACCUGUACUAUCCUCCCUGA